AUGGACUAUGAUAAGUUACUGAUCGAACUAGAUCUAAAGACGGGGAAGAAAGUUAUCAAUAAUAAAUACAGAAUACUUAAAAAGAUUGGACAAGGACAAUAUGGUAAAGUACUACUAGGACAGGUAUUGGAUGACAACAGAAACAACCAGCCUGUAGUGAGGAAACAAUCCACGUUAAAUGACAAAGUGGUAACUGCAUCAUCAACAUCUGUAACCUAUGUUGCCAUUAAAACGAUUAAUCGAGUCGAUAAAGCCAAGUUAAUUACAAAGUCGUACAUUAGUAAUGUUACCAAGAUCAAAAAGGAAAUUAAGAUUUUAAAACAGUGUAAUCAUCCCAAUGUUGUUAAGCUAUAUUCAGUCAUUGACGAUACCCAUUUUGAUAAGAUUCUUCUUAUAUUGGAGUACUGUAAAUACGGAGAAAUUGAUUGGAAACACUAUAAUCACUAUUAUGAGAAAUAUAGUACGCACAAGAGUAGAACAGCACUUAACUUGAACAAAAUAUUACGAGAUAUUGUUAAUGGUUUGGAAUACCUUCAUCUGUAUAAGCACAUCAUUCAUCGAGAUUUGAAACCACUGAAUUUGUUGAUCGAUGAAUACAACAAUAUCAAAAUAUCUGAUUUUGGUGUUAGUUUAAUUUUGGAAAACACCAUUCAAGAUUCUAAAGAAUUGGCAAACACUAUGGGAACUCCCGCAUUUUAUGCUCCGGAAUUAUGUCAAUUUGUUAAAAACCGGUUUUCAAUGAUUACCAAUGAACAUCAUCUGUUGAACAAAAUCAAGAUAGAUUAUAGAAUAGAUAUUUGGAGUUUGGGAGUUACACUUUAUUGUUUAAUGUUUAACAAUUUACCAUUCAAUGGGGUAAAUGAAUUUGACAUAUGUAAGAAAAUUGUUGAUACAGAAUUGAAGUUUCCUCAGAUAAAGCAUACUUCCAGAGUUACUGAUUCAGAUGUGGAAGAAUUACAAUUGGCUAAAGAUUUGAUCAAACAGUUGUUACAAAAGGAUCCGAACAGGAGAAUAUCCUUAGAAGAAGUUAAACAUCAUAAGUUCACUACAUUUGAUCUAAAUGAUUCACAACGGGAGAGGUUUUUCAAUUUUAAUCAAGCUAUAUUCAAAGAUGCUGAUUGUAAACGGAAAUUGAGCGAAAAUAACGAAGAAGGGGAACCACUACAGAAUAGCACUGGACUAUCUACAAAGAUCCGGAACUUUUUUAGGGGAAAUAACUCUACUAUGCCUACUCCACCUGCUAAAGAUGCCACACUCGCAGCCUCAAAUCUGAAGGAGCCACUUUCACAUGACUCCGGUACCAAACGACCGAACUUGCCUGAUUUGCAACAUGUUGAUGAUUUGCUAGAUUCAUAUUUUGAUGACUCGUCUUCCAUGGGUAGUAGUAUAGGAGAAGUGGAGGAAGACCCGGUUGAUACAUCAAACAUCCUUGGUGAGGUGGCCAAUGGAAAUGACAGAGACAUUAAUGCCUCUUUAAAACAUCUACCACAACCAUUAGUUUUGAAGCCUUUAACAUUGAAAGACCCCUUCACUGCUACUGGUACAACUAGCAAGGUUGAAACUAGAUGGCCACUGAAUAAUAACUCUACCCUAAUCACACCAAACUCCAGUCAACAGCAUUCAUUGACUCCAACAAAUGAUAUGUUUGCAACAAUAGGACAAAGUUCACCAAACCAGGCCAGCACCAGUGGGCCCGUGUUUAGUCCUAGUAAACGAUUUUUCGAUAAACAACAGCAACAAAACAAAGAGGCGCAGCAACGACAACAACCAUCCAUAAAAUCGUUAUCUGCUGAUAAUGACUUUGUGAUACAACCACCGUCGGUCUUUAACCGGAAGAAUGGGCACCUCAACAGCAACGGCAACAACAACAACAACAACAACAACAACAACGUCAGCAACAACAGCACCACCAGCAAUAGCAACAACAGUUCCAGUGGCGAUAGAAGAAAUAGUGCAGAACGAUCAAAACCACCAUAUGGACUAUCACGUAUUCCUAGCUCAUCAAGCUCAUUGAAUCUACAUGCAUAUUUUACUGACGAUUGUGAUUCAUUAGAAUCAUUGCAUUCUAUUCAAUCAAAUCAUUCGUCGUCGGUGAAAUACAAUUUGAAGAAGAUAAAAGAUAACGUACUGGUGCAUGAUAUGAAGACUAAUUCAAAUGAAAGUAAGGAAACAGGAACUGAAGAUGCUGAUGACAAUGAAGAGGAAGGCGACUCCACGUUUUAUUUGGGUGAUGAAACCGGUGUAUUUGAGAAGUAUAAAGAUUUGAGUACAUAUUUGGAUAAUCUUGAAUAG
Molecule: messenger RNA, 2292 nt
Organism: Lodderomyces orthopsilosis Co 90-125
Lineage: Eukaryota; Fungi; Ascomycota; Pichiomycetes; Serinales; Debaryomycetaceae
Product: serine/threonine protein kinase
Exons: 1
Coding region: 1-2292 (763 amino acids)
Biological process (GO): autophagy; peptidyl-serine phosphorylation
Cellular component (GO): cytoplasm
Molecular function (GO): ATP binding; protein serine/threonine kinase activity
Source: RefSeq, a predicted model, not a curated record